AUGGGCUCGACGGGUCGUUUCUUCAGGCUUAAAGUCGACAGCGCAUGGAGUCCCUCCUGUCGUGAGAUCGAUGACGGUGCAGCCUUCUUUUGCGAUGCCACCAAUCUGGAACCAAAUAGGGCGUAUGCAUUACAGCUGUUCCUCUGCUUGGAGUUUCUUGAACCCAUUGAAUGUCAGGCGGAGACCUUUAUUCGAACGGUGCGUACGGAACACAAUGGUAAGUAA
Messenger RNA from Dibothriocephalus latus, 225 nucleotides. The record is from the annotation of a GenBank genome assembly. Lineage: Eukaryota; Metazoa; Platyhelminthes; Cestoda; Diphyllobothriidea; Diphyllobothriidae.